Lasiodiplodia theobromae is the source of this 3534-nucleotide messenger RNA. Its product is annotated as Cytokinesis protein cyk3. Gene Ontology annotation, molecular function: protein binding. The record is from RefSeq and is a predicted model, not a curated record. NCBI's taxonomy places the organism in Eukaryota, Fungi, Ascomycota, Dothideomycetes, Botryosphaeriales, Botryosphaeriaceae. The transcript has 7 exons. Bases 1 to 3534 code for a protein of 1177 amino acids.
AUGCCGCCGGCCGCGCCCCCGCUGCCCACCAAGUUUCCGUGCUGGUGCAAGGCCAUAUACUCGUGGGGAGGAGAGACCAAACGCGACCUCGGUUUCAUAGAAGGCGAUCUGAUCGAGUGCCUGAAUGCCGGUGAUGGCCAGUGGUGGAUGGGGCGCUUGAAGCGCGAUAGGCGCGCGGUUGGACUCUUUCCAUCCAACUUUGUCGAACUGCUGGAUGAGAGCCAAUGGCCGGGGGCCCCACGUAGCAGCACGGCAAAUGCAGGAGGCAUGUCGCGGUCGGGAACAAAUGCUGCCGCGCAGAAGCCGGUUCCACAGAAGCAGAAGAGCACGUUUAGGAAGCCCUUUCAGGCCUACUACAACGCUGGCCAGCCGAAUCCUGUUGCCCAUGCCCGCGAGCGGCAGGAGAAGUCAGGGACGUCCGGCCAUGCCGAUAGCCAGCGGAGACACAAGCCCUAUUCAUCCAUGAAGCACGCCAAACCGCCGGGACCGAGCCCGAACCCGUCACCCAGGAAUUCAAUCGAGAGCGUUGCUCGAAUCCCGCCUCUGCCAGAGCGUAACGCGUCCAACUUGAGAAAUCUGUCACCCGCUCCUCCACAGCCUGCCGAUUAUCGGGCAAGUCCGCGCGCGGUUUCUCCAGGACCACCCCAGCACUAUCGCGCCCCGUCUCCCGCACCGCCACAGCAGUAUCGUGCUGCUUCGCCUGCUCCUCCGCAGCAAUACCGAGCUGCUUCACCUGCUCCUCCACAACAGUAUCGAGCUACCUCCCCCGCUCCUCAGCAGUACCAGGCGUAUUCUCGAGGACCUUCUCCUUCGCCGUAUCAGCAACAAUACUACCCCCCUUCACCUGGGAUGCAUCCGACUACGCCACGGCAGCAGUAUCAGGCCUAUUCGCCUUCGGCCUCCCCUGGACCGGACUCGCAGCAAUACUACUAUCGAUCACCGUCUCGCGGACCUUCCCCGGCUCCCUUCGAGGACGAAAUUGGCGAAGCGUCUCCACCCCCACCUCCGCCUCCUCCACACCGCGUGUUACACUCUCAGGCGAACAGGGCUCCUUCGCCGUCUCCCUACCAGAUGAGCAGAAGUCCCUCGCCGGCUCCAUAUAAUGAGAAUGGGUACAGGAGCGGUUACCACACCCCUACCUCGCACUCGCCUGUGCCCCGGCAAAGCACUAAUUUGACGCCAUCUCCUGUGACGAAUGCUAUGAACGAUGUUAUGACUUCCCUUGAGGAUAUGACGGUUGCCAAACGGAGUCCGUCGCCUGCCAGAGCACGCACACCGGCCGACCCUUGGGCACCGGAGGCGUUCGGACGCACAUUCACGACCAAAACCAAUGCCACGAAUUCCACCGAGGCAACUAACAGUACGGGACAUACGCUGUGGAGUGGUACAUCUGCCGGCGCCAACUCUGCAACCAGCUCUGGAAGUUUCGCAAGGAGAAAAUGGGGCAUCGGCGGCACCAUCAGAGAACAUCGCGAACGGUCCAAGAGUGUGGUGGAGGUCUCUCGUCCACGUGCUGGCAGUAUUGUGGGAUCACUGGACGGCAGGCCAGAUAGCCCCUUCAGCGGAGAGGGCGGUGGCCCGCUGGGCGGCCUGACAUCACCCAAGCCGAAGAGGACUGGCUUCUUCAAGAAGAUGAUCUCGUCAGCAAAGGCCAAUGCUGCGAACGCGAGAAACACUAUUUCUUCAAGUCCUAGUAGGCCUGCUUCGCGAGGAGCAGGCAUACUACCGGCCGGUGUUACUUCCAUCGCCGGAGGAUCAGCUACUUUCCGUCCUAGCAGCACUGUGGCGAAGGAAAUGGGUAUGGGCGGUUCUGUGGACUGGGUGCAGGUCCGGCGAGACGUCAAUCGCUCUAAUUCUCUCAGCAAGAAUGAGCGCAUCGAGCGUGCCGAACGCUGCCAGAUGAACGACAUCAUAGUCAUCAACCCCAUAGAGGUCCUUCUAGAAUCCAUCGAGGGUGAUGAAGGCCUUGACGGGCUGCCAGUCCCUGAACCGCUCGACUUCAGUCAGUGCAAUCUUGGUCUCGUUGACAAGAACACUCGUUUCAUCCAGGGCCUACCUCCAAUGACGACUCCGGCGAGCCUUGCCCAAGGUUAUGUGUGUAGACCUUACCGCAGCGACGUCCAAAGACUGCGAGCCAUCUUCACGUGGGUCUCUGAACGCAUUGCUUGGGAAGAAGAUUUCGAAGGCGACGUCGACACCAGGCGAGUCAUCCAAUCGAAACGCGGCUGCAGCGAAGAGAUCGCCGUCUUGGUUAUGGACAUGUGCGCAGCAGUCGGAUUGCACUCUGAGGUGAUCCGUGGAUAUCUCAAGGCACCGGGUGAGGAGCUAGACUUCGAAAUGAUCGCGCAUCCAAAUCAUUGGUGGAACGCCGUCAUCGUUGACGGCGAAUGGCGCAUCAUGGACUGCUCGCUCGCGAACCCCACUAACCCCAGGCGCUCGUCGUACUCCAGCGCUGGAAGUCAAGUUGCAGAGAGUGGCUUCUUCCUCGCACCACAGCAUAUCAUUCCGCCACUUUCUCACGAGGUCCUUAUGGCGCUGCCUUGCGCUUGCCCGCCCUACUUCAUGAAUGACAUAGAGAUUGCGGACUUCGACACGAGUCUCCUAAACCUGGAGAACUUGGAAAUGGCGCACAUUCAUUUCUUCGUGCCGGAGGACGUAGAAGCGGUGGCUGAAGUUGAGGCAAGGAUUUUCGCACGGGAUGGCGAUGGAGACUUCUUCGAGAGCGGUGAAACAUGUCGGAAGAGGGCCUUAUGCCAGCCCGAGUGGAUUGGUGGUCGCAAGAGGUACACCGUGAAGGCGCUGCUGCCAGGCGAUGAAGGGCAUGCCACUCUGAAGGUGUACGCGGGGAAGAAGGGGUUGAUGCACUCAAUCAAAUCAAACCCUCAUCCUCUCGUCUUCGCAUUGCCGCUCACCCAUGUUGGCCAGAACCCGCCGUACGAGUUCGUCACGCUUCACCCUACUCCACACGCUCAACGCCACGAUCUCUACGUCGCACAGCCGCAGUGCGCCCGCCUUGCUGUCAACAACACCUUCGUGUUUGCUGUCCGCCAGCACCCAUCGUCCCUUACCUGGACCAAUACGCCGUCAGGACCGAACCACAUGCAUUCCCAGUCCACCAGCUCCGCCAUGCUCUCUGGACGCAUUUCGCCUAACCCCUUCGCCCGUCCGAACUCAGCGCUCAGUAUGGUGUCCGCAUCCGCAUCUAACGCUGGGUCCGUCUUCAGCGCCUCAUCCUCCGGCUCGGACCCUCUCAUGGCCUCCAAGACAGCUCCCGGCGCAAGCCAGAAACCAGCCAAGUUGGCGAUCCAGAGCCCGUCAGGCAAGAUCAUCAGGCUGAUGCGGAAGAGCGAGCACAUGAUUGCCAACAGUCAUGGAGCAGGUGUGGGAGGCGCGAGUGAUGGAGAGAGGGAAGGUGGUGAUGGGAGCGUGUGGGAGACGAUCAUCAAGAUUGGGGAGAGAGGUACCUGGAGAGGUCUCGUGUUGGCGGAUAGAUCUGCGAGGUGGUGCGUAUUCGCCGAGUGGGAGAGCUUCUAA